AGCCUUUAUAUAUAAGCUUGAGCAAUCCUUGCCCAGACAUAUCCUGAGCUAAAGGUCUUUACUACAACUGUCUGGUUAAUAACAGUGAUGGCAGCUUUUAACGUUGCGAUGCAGGAGGAUGUCCUGUCCGUGUUGCCUAGGAGUACCCUGGUUGUCAGUGGCCCUGGUAGGGGAGCGUGUAGGAGCCUAUUUGGACCCAUUGAUCACGAUGAGCUUAGGUCUGAGUUGAAGAGACAGCUAAAAGAGAUUCAGGCAACCGACUGUCAACGUUGGAACUUCGAUUUUGAGGCUGGCACACCUUUGAAGGGCACCUUCUCCUGGGAGCCCUUAGAGAGCAAGGAGAUGCCCAGCUUUUAUAGGGAAAGCAGGCUAUGCCCUGUCAUCUCUGUGCCUACACCGCUGUCAACAGCUAGACAGGCAGAAGCCAAGGAAGACAGCCCAGCAGAUGCCGUGCACAGACUGGGCAACCUGUGCAGCUUGAAGGAAAAUGCAGAGAAAGUCAUUAGACGGUGCCAGGGAGUUAAAGGGCCAAGCAAAACAUCUGCCACUACCACUUCCCUGCAUAGGAAGCGAGAAACCACCACUGCCAUCACCGACUAUUUCCCUAAAAGAAAAAGAACACUUUGUGCAAAGAGUGACACCACCACCACCACCACAAAGAGUACUUUCCCCCUGUGCACUUUGGAACAGACCCCUAGGAAAAAAAUCCGGUGAACUUCUGGUCAGUAAGACUAGAGGAUCCGGUUUAAAAAAACCUCUCCAUACCCCCUUGUGAAGGAUACGUCAAGGCUAAAAGUUUUGGAGAAGGACUGUUCUGUAAAAGCAGAGAUUCUGGGGUCACUGCUUUGUGCGUAAAGAACUACGCACAAUCUGGAAUGAGGAUUUGUCAAACAUGCCCUGGCUUUAAAGCCACCAAGUCUACAUUUGGAAGUCUACUCCAGUAAUUCCCUGCUCAGAUCAUAUGCUUUAUAUAGAGGGAGCUGAGCUGGCAGGGUGGUGCACCCUUCUGUUUUAAGGAAACAUCUAAUGGAUCUGUAGCUUGUACCUAUAGACAUGUACAAAUGUAUGUAGCAUUUUUUUGUAUGUAUAAUCCUUGUUUUUUUUGCACUGUUUAUAUAUUAUCCUGCUAUUGUUAAUAUGCCACCAUAUAUGUACAGCAAAAAUGUAACAUAAAGAUAAAAUAAGUUAUAUAUUUAUAUAACCUGUAUUGGAGAUAUCCAAUGUUAAGCCAUAAUACUGGCUUUGAAAACCAUUUAAAGAAUCUUAUAUGUAUGUGUCUCCUUUGGAGAGAAAAGUAUGUGUUCAUUAACUAUGCAUGUACAGUUUUUUUUUGUUUGUCUUUUUUUUGUAACUUGUACAAAACAAAUGUACAGAUUAUAAUGACAAGAGAAAGUAAAAUAUGACUUUUAUACCUUUA
This is a messenger RNA of Bombina bombina (fire-bellied toad), 1417 nucleotides long. Its product is annotated as cyclin-dependent kinase inhibitor 1B. The transcript has 3 exons. Gene Ontology annotation, molecular function: cyclin-dependent protein serine/threonine kinase inhibitor activity. NCBI's taxonomy places the organism in Eukaryota, Metazoa, Chordata, Amphibia, Anura, Bombinatoridae. Gene Ontology annotation, biological process: regulation of cell cycle. The record is from RefSeq and is a predicted model, not a curated record. Gene Ontology annotation, cellular component: nucleus. The coding region runs from base 88 to 714 and encodes 208 amino acids.